GCAAGAGCGUCCGGAGUCGGGCGGCGAGUUGUUAGUGGGAGCGCUGUGGCUUGUCUCGUGCUUUCGCUGGCGCCCGUUAUAGCAGCUGCGUAGUCGCUGCGCGCGGGGCCGCUGAAGCGAAGACCGGAGGCUUCGCAGAGACCCGCGGGCCGACUUACCGGGGCGCCGCCGCAGAGAGAGAGAGAGAGAGAGAGAGAGAGAGAGGAGAAGGAAAAGGAAAGCGCUUCCUCACAGAGCGAGGAGCAGGAAGCUGCUUGGAGUAGAAGUUUGGCUGGACCUGCUGUCGCCGCCGCCUUCGCGGGAAGGAAACUUUUCUCGAGGGGCCGGAGGUGGAGGCGUCGCCGCCGCCGUUAUAGCAGCCGGGGCUGGGCUGGGCUGCUCCUCGCCAGACUUGGGGGCUUCGUGGGGACUCGCGGGGGCUUCUCCGGCCCUGGCCAGGAUGUACCUGGCAACGAUCUCGGCGGGGCGAAGGCGCCGAGGUGUCGGCGGCGGCUGGCACCUGGAGGCGGGGUGGCUGCUGUUGCUGGCGCUGCUGCUCUUGGGGGAGUCCGGGACGCGGGCGUUCGUCUGCCUGCCUUGCGACGAGUCCAGGUGUGAGGAGCCCAAGAACUGCCCCGGCGGUGUCGUGCUGGACAUCUGCGGCUGCUGCUUCAUGUGUGCCCGGCAAAGGAACGAGAGCUGCGGGGGCUUCUUCGGGCUCCACGGAGCUUGCGACCGGGGGUUGCGCUGCGUGAUCCGCCCUCCGCUUAACGGAGACUCGCUCACGGAGUACGAAGCGGGCGUCUGUGAAGAUGAAAACUGGGAUGAUCAGCUACUUGGAUUUGAGCCUUGCAAUGAAAACCUCAUAACAGGCUGCAAUAUAAUCAAUGGAAAAUGCGAGUGUGAUACUAUUAGGACCUGUAGUAAUCCCUUUGAGUUUCCAAGCCGGGAUACUUGCCUCUCAGCUUUAAAAAGGAUUGAAGAAGAAAAACCUGACUGCUCCAAAGCCCGUUGUGAAGUACAGUUUUCCCCUCGCUGUCCAGAAGAUUCUAUUUUGAUUGAAGGUUAUGCUCCACCUGGUGAAUGCUGCCCUCUUCCUAGCCGCUGUGUGUGCAACCCUGCAGGAUGUUUGAGGAAAGUUUGCCAGCCAGGCUAUUUGAAUAUAUUGGUUUCUAAAGCAUCGGUUAAACCAGGGGAAUGCUGUGACUUCUAUGAAUGUAAACCAGUGUUCAGCGACUGUAGUACAGUGGAAUGCCCUCCUGUUCAGCAAGUUGUUUGUCCCUUGGAUAGCUAUGAAACCCAAGUCAGGCUGACAGCUGAUGGAUGUUGUACUCUUCCUACAAGGUGCGAAUGUCUCUCUGGUUUAUGUGGUGUUCCAAAAUGCGAGGCAGGCUACAUCCCCCAAAUAGUGUCGCGUGGAGACGGAACACCUGGCAAGUGCUGUGAUGUCUUUGAAUGUGUCAAUGAAGUGAAGCCAGCUUGUAUAUUUAACAGUGUGGAGUAUUAUGAUGGAGAUACAUUUCGAAUGGAUGAAUGUCGGUUUUGUCGGUGCCAAGGUGGUGUCUCCAUUUGUUUCUCAGCACAGUGUGGUGAGCUACAUUGUGACAGAUACUAUGUACCAGAAGGAGAAUGCUGUCCAGUGUGUGAAGAUUCUGUUUCUCUAGUUAAUAACCCUGCUGGCUGCUAUGCUAAUGGCCAGAUUCAAGCACAUGGUGAUCGCUGGAGGGAAGAUGAUUGCACAUUCUGUCAGUGUAUCAAUGGAGAAUCCCAUUGUGUUGCUACAGCCUGUGGACAGAGCUGCUUAAAUCCUGUUAAAGUGCCUGGGGAAUGCUGUCCAAUGUGUGAAGAACCAACUUACAUCACCAUUGGCCCACCCACAUGUUAUCCUCUGGUGAACUGUACAAUAACAGAGAAAGAUUGUAUCUAUGGCUUCAAAGUAGACCAAAAUGGUUGCCGUAUCUGCCAAUGCAAAACAAGAGAUGAGUUGUGUACUGACCUCAUGUCAGGUUGUUCCUUGGAUUGUGCCUUCGGUUUCCAGACUGAUGUCCACAACUGUAAGAUCUGUCAGUGUCGUCCACGUCCCAAGAAGUGCAAACCCAUAGUAUGUGACAAGUACUGUCCAUUUGGAUACUUGAAGAACAAGCAUGGAUGUGAAAUCUGUCGGUGUCAAAAAUGUCCAGAACUUUUAUGUGAUAAGAUCUGUUCAUUGGGCUUCCAGCAGAACACUGAAGGGUGUCUUAUCUGCAAAUGUAGAGAAUUGCCAGCUACUGUAAUUCCACCAGCAAAGGCAGGUUCUUGUCUGUCAGUGGAUGGGCACCGUCAUGAGAAUGAGGAAAGUUGGCAUGAUGGCUGCCGUGAAUGUUACUGUCAUAAUGGAAGGGAGAUGUGUGCUCUGAUCACCUGCUCUGUACCUAACUGUGGCAAUCCCACCAUACAUCCAGGGCAAUGUUGUCCAUCAUGUCCAGAUGAAUCCACUGUGCAGAAGCCAGAACUCAGUGGUCCAACCAUCUGCUAUGUUCCUGGAGGGGAGUAUUUUGUGGAAGGAGAUACAUGGAAUAUUGAUUCCUGCACACAGUGUACCUGCCAUAAUGCACGGGUUUUGUGCGAGACAGAAGUCUGCCCACCUCUUCUUUGCCGAAAUCCCACCCGUACUCAGGACUCAUGCUGUCCACAAUGCCCAGAUGAGCCUGUUCAGCCUUCCUCCUCAAGCAAUGAGAGUAUGCCCAGUUACUGCAAAAAUGAUGACGGUGACAUUUUCCUGACUGCGGAGUCUUGGAAACCCAAUGUUUGUACAAGUUGCAUUUGCAUGGAUGGUGAAAUUAGUUGCUAUUCUGAGUCUUGCCCACCAGUGUCCUGUGACAGACCUGUUUUGAGAAAGGGACAAUGUUGUCCUUACUGUAUAGAAGACAUAACAUCAAAGAAGGCAGUAUGUCACUUUAAUGGAAAAACAUAUGCAGAUGAAGAACGUUGGGACAUUGACAGCUGCACGCACUGCUACUGUCUGCAGGGUCAGACCCUUUGUUCCACAGUCAGUUGCCCUCCUCUUCCAUGUGUGGAACCCAUCAAUGUGGAAGGAAGUUGCUGUCCAAUGUGCCCAGAGAUGUAUGUACCUGAACCUACUAACAUCCCGAUUGAGAAAACAAAUCAUCGAGGAGAUAAUGAAUUUGAAGCACCAGUUUGGCCUACACCCAGUGAAAAUGAUAUCAUUCAUAUCCACAGAGAUAUGGGUCAUCUUCAGGGAGAUUACAGAGAAACCAGAGGAUCACAACCAAGUUCAGAAGCAUCUCUUAGUUCGCUUGCCUGGGUUACAGUGCCCAUCAUGACAGCCCUCGUUCUUAUAAUAGCACUUCUACUUGUUAAUCAGAAAAAGCAGUGGAUACCAGUAUCCUGCUAUAGAGCUCCAACAAAGCCUUCCUGUCUAAACAAUCAGCUAGUAUAUGUGGACUGCAAGAAAGGAACCAUGGUUCAGGUGGACAGUUCUCAGAGGAUGCUCAGAAUUGCUGACCCAGACUCAAGAUACAGUGGAUUCUACAGCAUGCAAAAACAGAACAACUUACAGGCAGAUAAUUUUUAUCAAACAGUGUGAGAAGCUGCAAUAUUACCAAGAAGUUAAGAAGAAACAAAGACUGAAUCUGCUAUAAAAAUAAAACUAGAAUUGUGCACUUGCUUAGUGGAUUGUAUUGGAUUUGUGACUUCAUGUACAGCUCUAAGACCUUGAGAUGGGCUCUGACUCCUGCAUUGUGCCAGAACAAGCAUUCCCACUUCUCAUUGCGAUAACUGACCAAGUGUUUUAUUAGAACCAAAGUUUUAAAACUUGUUAAGAUGUUUUGCUUGUAACAUAGUAGUAGAGAUUGUUUGGGAAGGGGAAAUUGGGGUUGAGCUUGAGUGGUUAGAGCAGGAAGCCUCAGAGAAGAGAAGUUGGUCAUGUUAACUUGGAGUCAAAGCAAAUAAGAAUAUAGCUUUUUCCUAUCACUCCAAAAUUGCAUUUAUUGCAGUGAAGUUUAAGCAUAAAACUAUCUGAACUCAAAGUCUGGGUUUUUUCAGCUGUGCUACAAAAAUAUACUCCUAGGAGAGAACGUGUCACAUCACAAGUGUGGUGUAGCUGUAACUAUGUUUUUCUAUGUGAUCAUAAGCUGCUACAGCUAAUGACAAAGCAAGGAAAACAUUAAAGCAGAAAUAACUAAGGGUGAGUUUAUUGAAGAUGUGUACAAUUAUACGUUGUGCUGCUUUUUGUUUUUCCUUUUGAUCCUGAUUGUCCAGAUUUUGGCAAUUAGCAAAUGGCUAAGGCCUAUAUAAUUCCUGAUAUGAGCACUGGAUCUUUUGACAACAGUAUUGAAGAGGGAGAGAGAGGAAGGAAAAGGUAAAAACGCCAUCUGAUUCCAGAAUGUGUGAGAGUGUGUGUGUGCGUUUUCUUUUAUCAUUGUAUUCACAAUUUCAGAUGGUUCAAAUAUCUUUCAUUGGAGGAUAAGAAUAAGAUUGUGUUGAAUGAAGAUCUUGCUCAAAUUGGUGGUGUUGUUUUUAACCCUUUUAAGGUUUUGUUCUGUUACUUACUGAUUAUGCGGACUAGAAACAACUUCCAUGUUUGGAAGCUGCUUAAUUUUAAUUGUAUAUUACUCAAGCACCUUUUGGAAGCUCAGAAAGAAAGAUCAUGCUUCUUUAAAACUUUAGCUUUAUAGAAAUAUUUAUGUAAAUAUAGUUAUGCUAAAAACAAAGCAUUUGUAUGUCUGUGUGUAUAUAUGUGUGUAUAUAUAAAUAUAUAUGUACAUAUGUGUGUAUAUGUAUAUAUGUGUUUAUACAUAUACACAUAUAUACACACUAUAUGUGUGUGUGUGUAUAUAUAUAUAUGUAUAUAUACAGUAUAUAUAUGGUAUUUAUAUAUACAGUAUAUAUCAGUAUAAUUUUAUAUUUUUCCCUGUUGAAUGUAUUUUUAACUGAGAUUUUAUCCAGAGCAGACUCAAACAGGCAUUCCAUAUUAUUGCUUGAUCAUUGUAAGAGUAGGAAAGACGAGAGCAUCUCAUUCUACCUGCAGUUUUAUUUGAUUUGAAAGUGUGAGUGUGCAAGUGUGUGUGUGUGUGUGUCUGUGUGUCUGUCCCCUUGUGUUUGCAUAUGUGUAUACCGUAUGUGCACAAUUUUAGCAGUAAGCAUUACUCUUGCUACUUGCUACAUUUCAGGGUGUGUGUUUUUUUCCUGCAUGGCCUUAAAAAGGCCAUUAAUUGAUCACAUUGGCUAGAAACACUGAUAACAUACAGGCAGCACUAAUCAGUUCCGUGAAAUAACACCAAACACACUUGGAUAUAUUUGAAAACAGUUGUUUGAAACAACUACUGGAAUGCAAUCCACAACUAGCUGGAGGUUUGUUGCAGCUUGACUCAUAACUGUAUCAUACAACAUUAACUUUUCCAAACAGGUCUUGGCACUUUUAUACUAACUGCCCAUUUGUGUGUUGCCUUUUUUCUUUUACAAUUGCUUGUCAUAAGACACAGAUACCCAGUAUGCUUAAUGUGAAAAGAAAAUGUAUUUUUUGUAAAGGAACUCUCAAGUAUUGUUGUAAAUACUUGGUCAGAGGUUACUGAACUUUAAAACUGAAAAACCUAAUUUAUUAUAUGACCUAAUUUAUUAAUCCGAAGAUUAACAAAUGUUUUGUUUUAGAAUAUCAAAAAGUGUUCUAGCUGUCCGCAUCAAAGAGAAAAAUAUGUGUAUCAUAAAGGCUCAACAUUUUUUCUGUUAAUGAAUUGUUUCCAGAAAAGAAAAAAUGUAGUUCCCCUAGCAUUUUAUACUCAGUAUGACAACACGGAAACAAAAGUUGCAGUCCAAUUAUACCCCAGAUUCUGUCAAGACAAAUCAUCCAUUCCUUUCAUAAGAGUAAGCAGUCUUUAUCCAGAAAUUGUAAAUGCUUGCUUUUGUUUUACAAUCAGGGCCAUAUUCUGAAAAAUAUUAGCAGGAUAUAGGACAUGGUGUAAAAUGUUUUUAUUUUAUUAUUAUUAUUUUAUUAUUAUUAUUAUUUUGAAGAUAUUAUUUAUCCUAUGUGCUGUAUUCAUUACACUCUUUUACUUUGGUUCCUGUUGUGCUCUUGUAAGAGAAAUGCAGAUAUGAUUUCCUGAAAAAUACAAAAGACAUACAUGGCACUUGGAGUGCAAUGCAAUUUGGCAGAUUGCUUGUUUACUUUUUAAAAUGUAAGACGGUUUCUUGUAAUUUGGCUCUUGGCAGCACAAUAAAAAUUAACUUGAUGAACUUUUUAUAA
Molecule: messenger RNA, 6220 nt
Organism: Hemicordylus capensis (graceful crag lizard)
Lineage: Eukaryota; Metazoa; Chordata; Lepidosauria; Squamata; Cordylidae
Gene: CRIM1
Product: cysteine rich transmembrane BMP regulator 1
Exons: 17
Coding region: 440-3565 (1041 amino acids)
Cellular component (GO): extracellular region
Molecular function (GO): protein binding; serine-type endopeptidase inhibitor activity
Source: RefSeq, a predicted model, not a curated record